GCUUGAGCGGCAAAAGGCCGUGUUUGGGAACUUGAACCAUUAGAAGUACUUGCCUGGCCAUGGAAUUCUUCAACACCCAUAUAUCUAUUUAAACCAUCCAAUCUUCUCAUUGGGUUGAACUGAAUUCCACUCAUUUUCUAACAUUAUUCAAUCUUUUCAAGUGUUCAAAGUGUCCUUCAAAGCUUGGUGAUAUGAGGAUCUUGAAUUGGAUGCAAAAUAAGCUCAAUGGGAGGCAUGGGGACAAGAAAUGGACGGUGGGAUCGAGCAAUCGCCAUCCCAUGCAAGAACCUAUCAAAGAAGAAUUCAGCGAUUGGCCACACGGAUUGUUGGCGAUCGGAACUUUCGGAAAUAACCAAUUAAAGGAGGAUUCAGAGAAAAAUGGUUCUUUGGAGAAAUCAAAUUCAUCACAAGAUUUAUCAGAUUUUACAAAGGAGGAAGUGGGCAAAUUGCAAAAAGAACUAAUAAAGCUAUUAGUACUUAAGCCAGUUCCUAAUUCCCCUGAAUUGGGAGAAAGAGAAACGGCUAAUCUUCCAUUAGAUAAGUUCCUAAAUUGCCCAUCAAGCUUGGACAUCGAACGGACAAUCCGCCAAAGAUUUUGCAAUGAUUUGGAUGAUGAGGAUGUGGAGGAUCUCUCGAGAAAUACCAGUGUCAUUCCGAGCAAAGACAAAGAAGUAUGCAUGGAUGAUAAGAAUGCAAUUCGGCAAAAAUCUAUUUCUUUUCUACUUAAGAAGAUGUUUGUUUGUCGCAGCAGUUUCAGUCCAACUCCAAGCUUAGGAGAUUCAAUUCCAGAGUCCAGAAUGGAAAUGCUUCUGAGGAAAAUACUUCACAAGAAGAUAUACCCACAAAACACCGGUGCAACAUCAACGGCUAAGAAAUACUUAGUUCACAAACGUACGGCCAAGAUGAAGGACGCAGAGAAUCCAACGGAUGAGAAAGAAAGCGAUGGAUGCAAAUGGGUCAAGACGGAUUCCGAAUUCAUAGUUCUAGAGAUGUGAUCUCUCUCCAUUUUCACUAGCUCGGAUAUUGUAUAUUAUAUAAUUCAAGUAUCAAUAUCAGAGCCGUUCAAAUUUCAAAGGCCUCCAUGAACAAUAAAUAAGAGGCUUCCGAUACAAGAUCGAUUCAAAGCUAUGAUCUCAAGAUGAAAUAGUUCUGAGGCGAGGAAAUGAAGGAAGAAGAAUUUGGAAGUUAUGAUCAGAGGGUGGAGAAAAUGUCCUCUUGGGAAUCUGGACCGUCCAUCUAGCGAUCCCAAUCAGCCGUGGAUACCCCAUAAUGUCACAAUCUUGGCUGUUCGAUUUUUGGCCUUGAAGCGGACACUAGACGUGAAAUGGCUCGACCGUCUACAUUCGAAUCAGAAAAAAAUUAUACCAAAUGGAUGGCUACGAUUCUUUGAUCAACGUCUUCAACCAUCCUUAGGUACCAAAUGGAUAGAUGGAUGGUCGUGAUUCACUGGCCCUAUGGUGUACCUCAGAACUCGGUGGUGUAUGCGUCUUAUAUUUUUUUUUAGUGCUCAAGCACACAUAAAUUAUAUAUUUACAAGGCAAAAUCAACGGUAUCGAUUCA
Molecule: messenger RNA, 1560 nt
Organism: Magnolia sinica
Lineage: Eukaryota; Viridiplantae; Streptophyta; Magnoliopsida; Magnoliales; Magnoliaceae
Product: protein DEEPER ROOTING 1-like
Exons: 6
Coding region: 192-995 (267 amino acids)
Biological process (GO): gravitropism; regulation of growth
Source: RefSeq, a predicted model, not a curated record